AAGCUCAGUUCUCCUCAGGGACAGAGGACGUUCCAGAGCGUCCAUCUGAGACUCUGUGGAAACCGCUUCAAGAGGCUCUUGCUGGCUUUGAUUUCCCUCCAUGGUAGGGCAAAAUGUUCUCUGGUUUUGAAUGGCAAGAAAGCCCCCGCAGAGCUGUCCUGUGUUCUCAAGCAAAUUCUAACUGAAAAAGCUGAGCCAGGCUCUGCCAAGCACUUCAGCCUUCCAGAAACAGAACUGGCGGCUGUUCUGUCUCAACUACAGGCCUCUACAUACCCAAACAGGGAUCAUUCAUUCACCUGCUGGAACAAGAAACGCAGUCCCCCACUACCACAUUUGGGGAAAUCGCAGGUUGAGCACAUCUGGAGUGCAAUGAAUAUUCUUCACUCUGGGAAAACCACCUUGGUGAUCAGAGUCUUCCUCUUCCAGAGUGAAAUAACAGAAGUACCUGGAAGCCUGUCAGAUUCCUCUCCUGGGCUCCUUCCCUGCCGCUGGAUACGAACACCUUCGGGACCCCAGCACCUCCAGAAUGAUGGGAUUGCAGGGAACACAGAGCACCUAUUCCCGCAGACUGACUGCAGGGACCAACAGCGAGAACAAACAUUCACCCAAACUCCUCCCUCCUCACUGCAUCCUCAUGAGAAUGGGCUGUUGGACAAUGUACACCGUGAGGCCUGCAUGUGUUUUUCCAAGGGAACAACCGCACUGGCAUUCCUGCCUCUACUUUUGGAGAUUUCAAUCCAUGGUUGGUUUGCCCCAUUACUUUUGGGUCUGUGGCAAGACAGCACAUCAUGGAGGCAGCGCAUCGCAAAACUACUCGCAUCAUGGGUGGAAGGCAGAAGAGAAAAAGAAAGAUACUGGGAUCCCACCGUCCCCUUCAAGGUCACAGUGACUUCCCAUGAGGCCCCAACUCUUAAAGUUUUCCACCACCUUCCAGAGCACAAAGCUAAGCGCAAGUCUUUAACAUCUGGGCCUUUGGGGGACACCCCAGAUCCAACCUAUAGACAACGCCUUCUCCUGAUGCAGGAAGGCACAGGUCACACUAGAGAAGAGCACACACAAUUGGAGACACUGUUUUAGCCACCUCUGGACAACAGAAUCUGCCACCCAUUGUAUUUAGAGCCUUAUCAUGGGUGAAAUACAAUGUACAGUAAUAGCAUUGCACAAGUGUAGACAGAAAAGUCACGGACUUGUCCUGGAAAAUAGGAGGAGGAGGAGGAGGCGGUGGCGGCACUAGGCAGAA
This is a messenger RNA of Fukomys damarensis (Damara mole-rat), 1240 nucleotides long. RefSeq lists its product as uncharacterized. The transcript has 6 exons. Bases 370 to 1077 code for a protein of 235 amino acids. Lineage: Eukaryota; Metazoa; Chordata; Mammalia; Rodentia; Bathyergidae. The record is from RefSeq and is a predicted model, not a curated record.